AAGGGGGGGAAAAUCAAAUGGGGGGCUAAUAAUUUUGACUUCAAAUACGCUUAUAUUAAAAAGUCAAUUCUAUGUAAUUACUUUGAAUAUGUACUUGAGAUGACUAGAUUAUCCUUUGCAGCAAUCACUCACAAAAGAAAAGAAGCUCUUUAGUGCUGUAUAACUGGCAUUGGUCACCUGAAGGAAGAAGUCAAAAACGUCAUAAACCAGACAAAGAAAAGACUGCAGAACUUUUAUGGACAUCAUGCACAAUUCCACAUUUACAGACAGCAGUUCACAGUCCACAUUAAAUUCUGACCCUGCAAUUACAACAAAAGGACCAGAAGACAACUGCAAUGCUAUGGAGAUCAACUUUAAUGCAGACCCUAAAGACCUUAAGAAUGACAUCUUAACACUAAAUAAGAAAGACAAUAAAGUCAUUCAUAAUUCAGGCUUUCAUGACUGCAAUCUAAGAGCUAAAUUAACUCAUAAAUGUCCAUUUGAGCCUUAUUUAGAACAGUGCACACGAUUGCAGAAAGAAAACCUAGAGGUUAAGAAAAAGCUUAAAAAGAUGGAGAAGUAUUCCAAGGAUUGUGCGACAGAGCUGCAGAGAUUUGUUAAGCGCUUUAAGGAGUUUAAAAGCAUCAACAAAAACCUGGAUUCAAAGAACAAACAACUUCUUAUUAAAAACCAGCAAAUGAGGCAAAGAAUUACAGAGGUUUUAAACCAGAACAAACCUCAAUCUGAACAUCUAGAAAGAAUCACCCAAAGCAAACAACUCGAGAAACAGCAACUUAUAGAAGCAGCUGUGAAAAAUGACUUAGAAGAACUUCCGAUGAAAGAAGAUUCAGCUAGAAUUAAAGAGAGGAAGAUCCUAACACAACUACAACAAGAAAACCUGAUUCUACAAGAGAGACUGGAGCAGAAGUGUCAGGUGAUGAAAUAUGCAGUCAGUAAAGCAGAAAGAGUUCAGACAGAGCUGGACGAAGUGGAAAGCUGUCUGCUCACUCUACAGACUGAGAGGAAUCUACUGCGGCAGGAGGUAAAGAGGCUCCAUGAGGAAUAUAUCUGCCUUACUAACAGCAUCUCACUGCAGAUGAAGAGAAACAGCAACGGUUUCGGGAAAAGCUUCACAGUCUACAACAGCAAAGUCCACCUCUUAAGUGUGCUGAAGGAGGACACACAACAUAACGGAUAGAGAAGAGAAGAGAAGAGAAGAGGAAGAGAAGAGAAGAGAAGAGAAGAGAAGAGAAGAGAAGAGAAGAGAAGAGAAGAGAAGAGAAGAGAAGAGAAGAGAAGAGAAAGAUGAAAUACAAAAACCUGAAAAAAAAUAUCUAGGAAUGUUACUAGAUGCUGUCUGUUUUUUCAUGUAAUUGAGUUUUGAGUAUUUUUAUUACAUUUUUCAUUAUUAUUAUUAUUAUUAUUAUUAUUAAUAAUAAUAAUAAUAAUAAUAAUAUUCUUUUGAGUGUUUAAUUUCUGGUAAAAAAGGUAAUUACCAAUAUUCUGUGAUUUA
Messenger RNA from Danio rerio (zebrafish), 1492 nucleotides. The record is from RefSeq and is a predicted model, not a curated record. Lineage: Eukaryota; Metazoa; Chordata; Actinopteri; Cypriniformes; Danionidae.